UUGAACUACUGAACGAAUCAAAAUUUUUAACCCAAAAUUUGAGACUAGCUAUGGAACUGGAGUCGGAUGUGCUUUCGGAUUUGGCAAAAUUGCCGGCAGAGCCGCCUGUAAUGAGAGACAUUUGCUUUACUUGCGAACGACCUCGAACAGUUUGCUAUUGCAGCUUCAUCCCAAGCCCUCCUCUGAACCCCAAAAACCGCAUUAUUGUCUUGCAACAUCCUGCUGAAGAAAAAAGGUGCCUUAGAACUGUCCCUAUUUUACAAUUGGGCCUGGCUGCCGGUAAAUGCCUUAUUUUUAAGGGUAAACACUUUCCAGGCCUUCACGGUGAUUUGAAGAGUAUAUUAAACGCCCAAAGUACCUUAUUACUUUACCCCAGUGCUUCGUCAGUUGAUAUUUACAAUAUUUCAAACCAAACUGAACCACUCAACUUGGUUAUUCUAGAUGGCACUUGGCCACAAGCAAAGGCUAUGUAUUCUUCUAGUCCCGUGCUGCACAAUUUGCGACAAGUUAAACUAUUGAUGGAAAACACGAGCGAUUAUAUAAUAAGGACCCAACCAGCUGAUGGGUGUCUUAGCACACUCGAGACUGCAGCUAUAUGUUUAGCAGUACUUGAAAAUGACAAUUCAUUAAGAGAAAAGCUUUUAAGGCCUUUAAAAGCAAUGUGCGAGUUUCAGCUAAAGAAUGGUGCUGUUUCCCAUCAGAGCAAGGAGUUCUUAAUAAAAAAUAAUUCCUAUCCUAAAUUGGUGGGCAAAAGGUUGAACAAGGUUCUAAAAAAUGCUCACAGAAUAACCAACAAAGACAGCUGAUUGUCCUUAUAAGGAUUUUACAAAAAGACAUUGUUUUUUCAAUUAUAUUUCUCACAAAAUUACAAAAACACUUAAAUAAAAAUGUAUA
Cylas formicarius (sweet potato weevil) is the source of this 894-nucleotide messenger RNA. RefSeq names its product tRNA-uridine aminocarboxypropyltransferase 2 (gene Dtwd2). NCBI's taxonomy places the organism in Eukaryota, Metazoa, Arthropoda, Insecta, Coleoptera, Brentidae. The record is from RefSeq and is a predicted model, not a curated record. Bases 51 to 806 code for a protein of 251 amino acids. The transcript has 2 exons.